Molecule: messenger RNA, 3676 nt
Organism: Carya illinoinensis
Lineage: Eukaryota; Viridiplantae; Streptophyta; Magnoliopsida; Fagales; Juglandaceae
Exons: 1
Coding region: 2377-3444 (355 amino acids)
Biological process (GO): protein phosphorylation
Molecular function (GO): protein serine/threonine kinase activity; phosphatidic acid binding
Source: RefSeq, a predicted model, not a curated record
AUAUCUAGUUGGGGGGUGAGAAGCGUAAUACCUUACUUUCGUGAUGUCAAUUUUCUUUGCGUUCCCCUCCCAACAAAAAAAAAUAAAAAUAAAAAAUCAGCAGCGGAGUAAAUACUGUUUAUAUCAACAAUUUUGUAUUACAGCUUAAAACAAAUUGAAGCAUGUCACCUUACUCUUUGCUAGUUGAUUGAUGAUCAUAAAAGGUAUUUGUGACCAUCUCUUAGGUGUAGUUCUUGCGUUAGCCCCUAAAAGUUAGCCAAGACCCAUCUGCAAGUUCAGGUGAGAUCCAUUCUUGCAAUUGUUUCAUGGUAAACCCAUAGACAUGGUUAUCACUUACAAUUCAUAGUUUAGAUUCAGUGAAUUAUGGACAUAAGACUAUCAAAUUUUGAGAUUAGAUACUAAAAUAAUCUUUAUGGUUUACCUUUUGAACAGAUUGGUUUUAAUUUUCUAAUAUGUACUCACUAUUCAUGUUGAAUAGAUUGAUCUUUUUAUUCCUAAAUAAUCUUUAUGGUUUACCUUUAGAACAGAUUGGUUUUAAUUUUCUAAUUUAUACUCACUACUCAUGUUGAAUAGAUUGAUCUUUUUAUUCCUAAAUAAUCUUUAUGGUUUACCUUUCGAACAGAUUGGUUUUAAUUUUCUAAUUUGUACUCACUAUUCAUGUUGAAUAGAUUGAUCAUUUUAUUCCUUUGAUUUCAACUUUUUAUCAUUUAAGUUUUCUUUAUUUUUUUGUUCUAACAAGGGAAAAUGCCAUAUUAACACUAAUGACUGCUUCCCGUGCGUUCUUUCAUAUGCUAUAAGUAACAAAAUAAACAAGUUUAGAAUUUGUGUGAAAUGUUUAUAAAGUUGUUUACAGCCAACGCCUGGGUUUUGCGAUCAAAGUGUCAAAUGGAUGUCAUCCACGUGUUUCCUGGGUCUCCUCUAGUUAUUCAUAGGUUGCUCCUAUAUGGUGAUUGGGUUGCAGCUUAGAUAGUGCGAUGGAGGCAUCACUUGAGUUAACUUGGUCAGGACUCGUGGUGCACUUGCAUUGCCUAGAUGACUCCAAGUGUUUGCUGCAUGGGUCACGACUCACGCCAAGUACAGGUGGUAAUAUAAUAUGAACACGAUACAAAAUUAGUAGAUUUGGAUUUAAUUUUAAUGAAUUCGAGUUAAACAGAUUGACGUGUUAAGAUAUGGUUUAUAAACGAGUCAACCCGCUUAAAAGAAUUAAAAGGAUUAGAGUGGACACACAAGGAGCUAAAAAGCUCACAAAUAGAAUAUGGAGAGCAAUCUGUUUAAAAGACAAACCAUAUGAAUUGUUUGGAUUCGAAACUCGUAUAGAAUUUUAGUCCUUCAAUUAAAACUUGAAUUAUAUGUAAGAAAGCCCAAAAAAUAUGAAUUGAUUGCCUCUAUAAAUGGAGACUGAUGCCUUUGUUACAUUAGUUUUCUGUUGCCUUUCUUUCACUUGAGGAUUGCAACUUUGAUUGAGCCUUUUUCAGCUGGUAUCGGUUGUAAUAAAGGUGCUAGCUUUGGAUCUCCUAUCAUAUAGCUAGUAAUCAGGUCCGUUUAUGGAUGAGUCGACUUUUCUUUGGUUUUAGAGGGAGAGAGGAGAAGGAUUCUCUAAGCUGAUCUCUUGCUUUUGUAAUUGGACCACAUUCAACUUGCACUGGCUCUAUAAACCUAAGCUCAUUUGGGGAUCUCCACGAGGCAUGCAGGAAUGUAGCUUGCUGAUAAAGUCCCACACUUCCUUUUCCAAAAAGUUAGCCUCAAGGAAAAUAAGCACGUUCUCUCUUUUUCUUUGGGAUCCUACAUCUUUCACAAACUGGAAUCUGUCCAAAUUGCUGGCCACCUUACGAUCGUAGGGCCAGAGACUCAGAGCACCAUACAAUGGUACAAAGUUAUCGUAUUGAUCAACCGACAAAUAAUUGUACCCUGCCACAAAUCCUCAAGAGACCAGUCUUAGCAAUCUUUUUAAGCAAAUAUUACGAAAUUAAUAGAGAAUUUUAAUAAGCGAAAUUUCUCAAGAUUCGUUUCCAGUCGCAUCUCAAUCCAUUUUGGCAUGUAGUGCUCCCAAAAGCAAACAUGUCUUCAAUCAUGUGAUUUUGAAAUGCUUGUCCACUCUUUAGACUAAGGGCCAAGAGGUGGGCCACAACUUGUAGAACUUCAAGUAUUGGCUGUUAAAUGUGGUUGGAAUUGAUAGGUGGGUGGGUACCUAGAUAAGCUUUUUGUACCAAUAACGUGCAUGCAUAAAAAUUAUUAUCAUUAUCAUUGUUACUGUUAGGAGGAUAAGGUGUCAUGUCCUCUUUCUUCAAGAAGUUCAUUUUCCCCAACUUUGACUCGGCCGCCAAGAGUUAGCUGCUGCAAAAAUUUUCAAGCUUUUGAUUGAUUCAGAGAAUCAGAAUGGCCUACUACAGCUCCAGCUAUUACGAGGAUGAUCUUGUUGAUCGGUACAAUCAAACCCCUUAUGAGCCUGUCUAUGAUUCAGCUCCAACACAUGAUUUUAUGCCCUAUUCUAGCUAUGACUCCAGCAGCCACCAGUUCUUUGAGCAUAAUUCAAUCCCCUAUUAUGGUGCUUUUAACCCUCCUCAUUCUACAUCAUCAAUUGCAUACUCUACCUCCACUUUCAGUGAACCCAGAUUUAUUGAGUAUGAUCCGAAUCCUUACGGUGGCAGUUACAAAUCUCCUCAUACUCAUUUUGUGAUUUCAUACUCUGCAGUGGAGUUUAAUAUACCUGAAUUUGAAGAUUAUGAUCCAGAACCUUAUAAUGGUGGUUAUGAUAUUGCUCAAACCUAUGGCAAGCCCCUCCCUGCUUCGGACGAAAUUUGUUAUCCCCGGAUGACGACAGAUCCAAAUGCCUUGUUUGUAAAUGGUGUCACUCUUGGUUCCAUCACACUGCCCAGUGAGAAAGAGGAAAUUGAUGGGCAAGCACUGAAACCCAGCAAUGGAACAGAACAGCCCCCGCAGAAUGAAGAAGGGCUGCAAUUACAUGGUGGCAGUGACAAAGAUCAUGACAGCCACAAAGAGGAGCCUUAUCAAGGUGAAACAGGUCUGGGAAAUGCAAGCGAUGAUUACCAUCCGCAGGCUGGCUAUGGAAGUGGAUACGGAAAUGGAGCAGCUGCAGCUGAAGAGCACGGUUACCAAUACGACAAUUGGGUGCCUUCCAACCCUCCUCCAAGUGGUUAUGGCUUGGAAGCCAUGGAUCUUUGUGAAAGUUUGUUUGGUUAUUGGCCCUGUAUCUCUCGUGAGAAAAGGAGAGGUUAUGGUCAAGAAUGUGCUGCAGAUGAAGGAAGCAACAAAGAUCUGUGGAAGGGAACUGCAGAUUAUCUCUUUGGAAGCUCAUAUCCAUAUGGAGAAAGAAGGGAUGUUGGAGGUAGCUAUGGGGUUCCUAAUUAUGAUUAUGAAAGGCAUUAUCAGCAGCAGCCCCUUUACAUGCAGGCUGAUUAUGAUGAGGAUUCAUGGCUGAAUUAGCACUAAUAGCUUUUUAAGAUUACCCUUUCAGAUAGGAGCCUAUGCUCCAUGUUAGUCAUCUUAGGAAAACAUUUGAAAAUAAUUUGUUUUUUUUUUUUUUUUUUUACCUAAAUAUCAAAUGACUGAGAGAUUCUAAAUUGUAACUGAUAAAUAAGGUCCAUUGUUUGGUGAAAUAUGAUUAGUGUAAGUGAUUCCAUGUUUAAAUUUCAAAGAAUUAGUAGGAUGAACCUCA